Molecule: messenger RNA, 1395 nt
Organism: Dracunculus medinensis (Guinea worm)
Lineage: Eukaryota; Metazoa; Nematoda; Chromadorea; Rhabditida; Dracunculidae
Source: the annotation of a GenBank genome assembly
AACGGUUUAAAGAGUAUUAAAUUGCAUUACUCCAAAAUAUGCUGCAUAUUUUUCCUUAUUGCUUUUUAUUUUAAGGUUAUCACAUGGCGACAAAUGUGGAUUUGGUUAGCUGAAGCAGAGCACGAACUCGGCUUGAAACAGGUAACAAUUGAGGCGAUUGAUGAAAUGAAACGAUCGAGAGAAAUUAUAGAUUGGCCUAUGAUUCGUGCUGAAGAAAAGCGUUUAAAACACGAUGUUAUGGCACAUAAUUAUACAUUUGGAGAAAUUUGUCCAAAAGCAAGAGGAAUCAUACAUCUUGGAGCAACGUCGUGUUUUGUGCAAGAUAAUUCUGAUUUGAUUAUUCAACGGCAGUGUAUCGAUGUGAUUUUAAAUAAAUUAGCUAUAUGUCUUGACCGAUUGGGUGAUUUCGCUGAUCGAACGAAAGAAGUCGUCACUGUUGGUCGCACGCAUUUGCAGUCUGCUUCUCUUGUUACAGUUGGAAAGCGUGCAAUUAUUUGGGCACAGGAACUUCUGAUGGUUCUUUUAAAGCUAGAAAGAUUUUAUGAAGAAAUGCGGUUCAGAGGUAUUAAAGGUGCAACUGGAACUCAAGAUUCUUUUCUAACAUUAUUUCACGGUGAAGAGGAUAAGGUAGAAAAACUUGAUGAUUUGGUGACUAAGAAAGCUGGAUUUACUCAUCGUUUCUCUAUAUGUGGCCAAACUUAUUCUCGUCAACAAGAUUGCGAUUUGAUCAACAUAUUGGCGUUACUAGGCGCUUCUUUAAAAAAAAUCUGCAUGGAUUUACGUUUUCUUCAGGCGGUCGAUGAAUUAGUGGAGCCUUUUGAGAGUGAACAGAUUGGUAGUUCGGCGAUGCCUUAUAAAAAAAAUCCAAUGAAAAGUGAAAGAAUAUGUAGUCUUGCCCGUCGACUCAUUAGCGCUCCUCAGGAUUCGUUAAAUACUUUUGGUGAUCAAGUUUUAGAGAGAACUCUUGAUGAUUCUGCGAUUCGUCGAAUUCUUAUUCCUGAAUCGUUUCUUAAUGUUACUGAAGGACUUUCGCUCCGUAAAGAAAAUAUCAAUCGUAAUGUUAUGAAUGAACUACCAUUUUUAAUGCUGGAAAAAGCGCUCAUGUGGCUAACUGAAAUAGGCAUUGAUCGUCAACAUGCGCAUGAGAAAAUUCGCGAAGUAGCCUUGGCAGCUAAAGAAGCUUCUAAAUUGGCACCCAUUAGUAUCAACAGCAUAUUGUCUGAUGUUUUUUUCGAUCCUGUAAGAAAUCGCGUAAUUGAUGCGAUAAAUCAACCACUUAGCUUUACCGGUCGAUGUGUUUCGCAAACAGUUCGAUUUUUGAAUGAUGAACUUCGCCCAGCAAUAACUAAAUAUCUUACCGCAGAAGCAACGAAAAAAGUCGAUUUGGAUAUCUAA